Messenger RNA from Liolophura sinensis, 711 nucleotides. RefSeq lists its product as uncharacterized. NCBI's taxonomy places the organism in Eukaryota, Metazoa, Mollusca, Polyplacophora, Chitonida, Chitonidae. The transcript has 2 exons. The record is from RefSeq and is a predicted model, not a curated record. The coding region runs from base 1 to 711 and encodes 236 amino acids.
AUGCCAAGUAGCGACGACAAGGUGAUAGCUGGCCACAUAAACACACUUGUGAACCACAACCCUCCACAACCGAUAAACACACUUGUGAACCACAACCCUCUACAACCGAUAAACACACUUGUGAACCACAACCCUCCACAACAGAUAAACACACUUGUGAACCACAACCCUCCACAACAGAUCAACACACUUGUGAACCACAACCCUCCACAACCGAUAAACACACUUGUGAACCACAACCCUCCACAACAGUUAAACACACUUGUGAACCACAACCCUCCACAACAGAUAAACACAGUUGUGAACCACAACCCUCCACAGCAAAUAAACACACUUGUGAACCACAACCCUCCACAACAGAUAAACACACUUGUGAACCACAACCCUCCACAACAGAUAAACACACUUGACCACAACAUUCCACAACAGAUAAACACACUUGUGAACCACAACCCUCCACAACAGAUAAACACACUUGUUAACCACAACCCUCCACAACAGAUAAACACACUUGUGAACCACAACCCUCCACAACAGAUAAACACAUUUGUGAACCACAACCCUCCACGACCGAUAAACACACUUGUGAACCACAACCCUCCACAACAGAUCAACACACUUGUGAACCACAACCCUCCACAACAGAUAAACACACUUGUGAACCACAACCCUCCACAACAGAUUAACACACUUGUGAACCACAACAGAUAA